CACAGGUGAUGGAAGACGUCUGAGAGUAUUGGUUUGAGAAAGGCUAUUCUGGAAAAAUUCAAUCCCACCUGUAUCUUACUGUAUUGAAUGUUAUUCUUUCCUACCAUCUUCCUUAAUGGCUUUUUGAUACAGCUGAGCUCCAAGGAUGGGGCCAAGGACCUUGGAGAAUCACCAGCUACUUUGCCAACGGUAGGCACAAAUCUUACCGAUCUCUCAAUAGGAAAGAAGAUCACAGUUCGAGAGCUAGGAGGCUGCAUGGGUCCUAUCUGGUCCAGUUACUAUAGUGACUGCCAUGCUGUCCUGUAUAUGAUUGAUGCUGCCAAUCCUACUCAGAUUUCCGCAUCCUGUGUCCAGCUCCUGUCCCUCCUUUCUGCUGAACAGCUAACAUCGGUUCCUGUCCUCCUCAUUUUCAACAAAAUUGACUUACCAUGCUACAUGUCCCUGGUGGAGAUGAAGUCAUUAUUCCGAAUCCAAGAUAUCAUUGCUUGUGCCAAACAGGUUAUCACUGUGGCCGAGAUCAGUGCACGGGACGGCAGGGGCUUAUCUGAUGUAAUGAAGUGGUUGCAAUCCACCCUGCAUGAUUGAAGUUGGAAUCUGGAAAUGCCAAGAAGCUGAAGCGUUUCCUGCAAGCAGCGGAACAACAUUGCCAUCACAAACUUUGAUGUAGAAAUAUGUCAUUUAAAUUAUUCAGUGGAUUGCCUCUUAACUGGCAAAUUGGAGGUUGCUACUGCAUGUAGAUGCAUUGAAAGGGAAUAUUGAAGCUGCUAACGGUAAGCACAGUAAUCAUAUACAGCAUUGUAUGAUUUUCUCUAGGUAUUGGUACAGAUGAAAUAACUGCAAGUAAACAUGCUGUAACAGAGGAACCAAUCAGGUUUUGUAGGCAACAUGAAGUUUAAUUUCACGCAAAGUUUCUAUGCUUUGUAUUAUUUUCUGGUCCACGAAAUCAGAUCUGAUGGAAGUACAAAGCAAACAAAUUCCUGUUCUAUAACACACUAGAGAUUCAGGUUGCUCAAGUCUGAGCAUCUUAUUCAGGAGUUUGUGUGCAUGGUCUCUUGUGUUUCAGUUGUCAGUAGUUUAACUAUUUUCUACAAUACCGGUGAUCUAACUCUGAGAACCAAAAAUUCGUAGUCCUACCAAAUAUUAACUUGACGGGCUUUAGCAGAUAGCUUUUGCCAAUGGUGCAAUCUCUUGUUGUUCCCUGAGCCAGAAAUUCCAUCCAGACCAGUGUAACACUGACCUACUUUAUUAAAUACCAUAUACAGUAUUUGCUGUAGUGCAUACUGUUGCUUUUCUGUGAGGUACAUUAGAAAUAUGUUAAUUUUGUGGUGUUUCCUUGAUUUUAAUUGCUUCUCACUAGAAUCUCACAUUCUUAGAAAAUUUAGGUUUUUGGUGAGCUCAUACCAUCAUGUGAACCAGAUAUAGCUGAGUCAUGGGACACCAGCAAAAACGACAUCUACGAUGGCUCAGUAGAUUAUAGUUGAAUUACAAAAUGGGUGUGCAAUGUAGCAAUUCUAAAGUUCUGCAUGACUAAUUAGUUCUCUCAACCAAUUAAAAAUGGUAAAGUUUAAGAUGUAACAAGAUGAGAGCCUUACCAAUAUUGGAUGUAUUCUAUUUAAAAUUCAGUUCUUCUGUUACUCUUUCACGUAAACUUUUAUCUUCUCAGCUUUCCAUUUUAUUCUCUUGUAUCAGUGGCCUCCAUCAGAGCCACUAACCAGUUAUUAUUCCAAUUCAAAGACUCUCGAGAAUCUUUGAAUGGCUUGUAAGAAACCAAAUAUAUACUAGGGUUAAAAGUAAAGAAUAUUUACAGAAUGAAUGCUGGCAUUCAGUCCAGUUGUACCUCCUGCUGGACAAUCGCAAAGAUGGUUCAACUAGAGGUGAACACAGAUCACAUUCUCUUCCUGUCUCACAAAAUGGGUAGAUUCAACCCAGUAGAACUGACUCUCCCAACAAAUCAUGCUGUAUCUCUCUGUAUUCACCCUCCAUAAACACCCACUUUAAUGAGAGCUUUAAUUAAUUGCACUGAAUUCCUAAUACCAAAAGCUGGUAAAUUAUGAAUUCAGUGCAUCUGAAAGCUAUGAACCAACCCGUUUUAUGCUGCCGUAUUUUCUUAUUGGUGUUUUUAUGACAAUGCACUAAAUUAGACACUUAAAUAUUGAUCUGAAAUAAAUA
This is a messenger RNA of Protobothrops mucrosquamatus (brown spotted pit viper), 2169 nucleotides long. It is a transcript of the gene ARL16, whose product is annotated as ADP ribosylation factor like GTPase 16. Bases 88 to 585 code for a protein of 165 amino acids. NCBI's taxonomy places the organism in Eukaryota, Metazoa, Chordata, Lepidosauria, Squamata, Viperidae. Gene Ontology annotation, molecular function: GTPase activity; GTP binding. The transcript is spliced from 4 exons. The record is from RefSeq and is a predicted model, not a curated record.